Messenger RNA from Dipodomys spectabilis (banner-tailed kangaroo rat), 11309 nucleotides. It is a transcript of the gene Lama5, whose product is annotated as laminin subunit alpha 5. Lineage: Eukaryota; Metazoa; Chordata; Mammalia; Rodentia; Heteromyidae. Bases 1 to 11055 code for a protein of 3684 amino acids. Gene Ontology annotation, biological process: regulation of cell migration; cell adhesion; axon guidance. The record is from RefSeq and is a predicted model, not a curated record. Gene Ontology annotation, molecular function: signaling receptor binding. The transcript is spliced from 80 exons. Gene Ontology annotation, cellular component: basement membrane.
AUGGCGAAGCGCGGCGCGCGGCGGAGCGCGGGGCGCGGACUCCCCGCGCCGCUGCGGCUGCUGGCGGCGCUGGCGCUGCUGGGCGCGGCGCGGGCGCGGGCCGCGGCGGGCGGCGGCUUCAGCCUGCACCCGCCCUACUUCAACCUGGCGGAGGGCGCCCGCAUCGCCGCCUCCGCGACCUGCGGCGAGGAGGCCCGCGCGCGCGGCGCCCCGCGCCCCACCGAGGACCUCUACUGCAAGCUGGUGGGGGGCCCCGUGGCCGGCGGGGACCCCAACCAGACCAUCCAGGGCCAGUACUGUGACAUCUGCACUGCGGCCAACAGUAACAAGGCGCACCCUGUGAGCAAUGCGGUGGACGGCACCGAGCGCUGGUGGCAGAGCCCUCCACUGUCCCGGGGCCUGGAGUACAAUGAGGUCAACGUCACCCUGGACCUGGGCCAGGUUUUCCAUGUCGCCUAUGUGCUCAUCAAGUUUGCCAACUCUCCUCGGCCAGACCUCUGGGUGCUGGAGCGGUCCACGGACUUCGGCCACACCUACCAGCCGUGGCAGUUCUUUGCCUCCUCCAAAAGGGACUGUCUGGAGCGGUUUGGGCCUCACACCCUGGAGCGGAUCAUGCGGGACGACGACGUCAUCUGCACCACCGAGUACUCGCGCAUAGUACCCCUGGAGAAUGGCGAGAUUGUGGUGUCCCUGGUGAAUGGACGCCCGGGGGCCAUGAACUUCUCCUACUCACCCCUGCUUCGAGACUUCACCAAAGCCACCAAUAUCCGGCUGCGCUUCCUGCGCACCAACACGCUGCUGGGCCACCUCAUGGGCAAGGCUCUGCGGGACCCCACUGUCACCCGCCGGUACUAUUACAGCAUCAAGGACAUCAGCAUUGGUGGCCGCUGCGUCUGCCACGGCCAUGCAGACGUCUGCGAUGCUAAAGACCCCUCCCACCCUUUCAGGCUGCAGUGCGCUUGCCAGCACAACACGUGCGGGGGCUCCUGUGACCGCUGCUGCCCCGGCUUCAACCAGCAGCGGUGGAAGCCGGCCACCACCGACAGUGCCAACGAGUGCCAGCCCUGUAACUGCCACGGCCAUGCCCACGACUGCUACUACGACCCCGAAGUGGACCAGCGCAACGCCAGCCAGAACCAGGACAGUGUGUACCAGGGUGGGGGCGUGUGCAUCAACUGCCAGCAUCACACCACCGGCAUCAACUGCGAGCGUUGCCUGCCCGGCUUCUACCGCGCGCCAGACCACCCACUCGACUCUCCCCACGCCUGCCGCCGCUGCAGCUGCGAGUCAGACUUCACGGAUGGCACGUGCGAAGACCUGACGGGCCGCUGCUACUGCCGGCCAAACUACACAGGGGCGCAGUGCCACGAGUGCGCCGAGGGCUUCGCCGGCUUCCCGCACUGCUACCCUGUGCCCACAUUCUCCCUCAACACUACCGGGGAGCAGGUGCUGCCGGCUGGACAGAUCGUGAACUGUGACUGCAGCGCCGCAGGGACUGUGGGCAAUGCCUGCCGGAAGGACCCGCACCUGGGCCGCUGCGUGUGCAAGCCCAACUUCCAGGGUGCCCACUGUGAGCUCUGCAGGCCUGGGUUCUACGGCCCUGGCUGCCAGCCCUGCCAGUGCUCCAGCCCUGGGGUGGACAGUGGCAUCUGCGACCCGGACUCAGGCCAGUGCCAGUGCCGAGGGGGCUUCGAGGGGGCUGAGUGCAACCGCUGCGCCCCUGGCUACUUCCACUUCCCCCUCUGCCAGCUGUGUGGCUGCAGCCCUGCGGGGACCCUGCCCGGAGGCUGCGACGAGGAGGGCCGCUGCCCCUGCCGGCCCGGGUUCGAGGGCCCACACUGCGAUCGCUGUCGCCCUGACCACCACGGUUACCCCAACUGCCGCGCCUGUGCCUGCGACCCCCGGGGAGCCCUGGACCAGCUCUGUGGAGCAGGUGGCUCCUGCCGCUGCCGUCCUGGCUACAUGGGCUCCGCCUGCCAUGAAUGCAGCCCCGGCUUCCACGGCUUCCCUGCCUGCGUCCCCUGCCACUGCUCCGCCGAGGGCUCCUUGGACACAGCCUGUGACCCCCAGAGCGGGCAGUGUAGCUGCCGGCCCCGUGUGACGGGGCUGCGCUGUGAUGCGUGUGUGCCUGGCACCUACGACUUUCCCCACUGCGAAGCUGGACCCUGUCACCCCGCAGGCCAGGCCCCAGCCAGCCCUUCGCUUCCUGAGGCCCCCUGCACGUGCCGGACUCACGUGGAGGGGCCAAGCUGCGACCGCUGCAAACCUGGGUACUGGGGGCUGAGCUCCAGCAACCCCGAGGGCUGUACCCGAUGCAGCUGCGACCCCAGGGGCACGCUGGGAGGAGUGAAGGGGUGCCGGCCGGGCAGCGGCCAUUGCUUCUGCAAGGCCCAUGUGUGUGGGCAGACUUGUUCCGCGUGCAAGGACGGCUUCUUCGGGCUGGACCAGGCUGACUACUUUGGCUGCCGCAGCUGCCAGUGCGAUGUUGGUGGUGCUCUGGGCCAGGGCUGUGAACCAAAGACGGGGGCCUGCCGGUGCCGGCCCCACACACAGGGCCUCACCUGCAGCGAGCCGGCAAAGAACCACUACCUGCCCAGCCUGCACCACCUGCGGCUGGAGCUGGAGGAGGCGACCACGCCCGCAGGCCACGCCGUGCGCUUUGGCUUCAACCCCCUGGAAUUCGAGAACUUCAGUUGGAGGGGCUUUGCCCACAUGUCUCCCAUCCAGCCCAGGAUUGUGGCCAGGCUGAACGUGACCUCUCCUGACCUCUUUCGCCUGGUCUUCCGCUAUGUGAACCGGGGGCCCACCAGCGUGAGCGGGCGGGUCUCCAUGCACGAGGAGGCCAAGCUUGUCGCCUGUGUCAACUGCACGGAGCAGAGCCAGCCGGUGACCUUUCUGCCCAGCACUGAGCCUGCCUUUGUCACUGUGCCCCAGAGGGGCUUUGGGGAGCCCUUUGUACUAAACCCUGGCAUCUGGGCCCUUCUUGUGGAGGCGGAAGGGGUGCUCCUGGACUACGUGGUCCUGCUGCCCAGCGCUUACUAUGAGGCGGCGCUCCUGCAGCUCCGAGUGACCGAGGCCUGCACCUACAGGCCGUCUGCACAGAACUCCCAGGAAAACUGCCUUCUCUACACCCAUCUCCCGCUGGACGGCUUUCCCUCGGCAUCCGGGCUCGAGGCCCUGUGUCGCCAUGACAACAGCUUGCCCCGGCCCUGCCCCACAGAGCAGCUCAGCCCUUCGCACCCACCUCUGGCUGCCUGCUUGGGCAUCGACGUGGACGUCCAGCUUCAGGUGAUGGUGUCUCGGCCGGGCCGCUAUGCCUUGGUGGUGGAAUACGCCAACGAAGGUCCUGACCAGGAGGUGGGCGUGGCUGUACACACACCCCAGCGGGCCCCCCAGCAGGGGGCGCUCACCCUACACCCCUGCCCGUACAGCGCCCUGUGCCGAGGCCCCACCCUGGACUCACAGCACCACCUGGCCACCUUCCACGUGGACUCGGAGGCCAGCAUCCGGCUCACCUCUCUGCAGGCGCGUUUCUUCCUGCACGGCGUCACCCUGGUGCCUGUGGAGGAGUUCAGCACGGAGUUCGUGGAGCCCCGUGUCCACUGUGUGAGCAGCCACGGCGCCUUCGGGCUCAGCAGGGCUGCCUGCGCGCCCUCGCGCUUCCCGAAGCCGCCACAGCCCAUUGUGCUGAGGGACUGCCAGGUGCUGCCGCUCCCUCCGGACCUCCCUCUGACCCGCUCCCAGGAGCUUGCCCCCGGAGCUGCCCCUCCCGGGCCCCAGCCUCGCCCCCCCACCGCGGUGGACCCCGACAUCGAGCCCACCCUGCUGCGCCACCCCCAGGGCACCGUGGUCUUCACCACCCAGGUCCCCACCCUGGGCCGCUACGCCUUCCUGCUGCACGGGUACCAGCCGGCCCACCCCACCUUCUCCGUGGAGGUCCUGAUCCAUGGAGGCCGGGUCUGGCAGGGCUAUGCCAACGCCAGCUUCUGCCCGCAUGGGUAUGGGUGCCGCACGCUGGUGUCGUGUGAGGGCCGGACUGUGCUGGACGUGACAGACAGCGAGCUCACGGUGACCGUGCGGGUGCCCGAGGGCCGGUGGCUCUGGCUGGACUACGUGUUGGUGGUCCCCGAGGACGUCUAUGGCCCCAGCUACCUCAGGGAGGAGCCCCUGGACAAGUCCUAUGACUUCAUCAGCCACUGUGCCGCCCAUGGCUAUCACAUCAGCCCCAGCAGCUCCACCCCAUUCUGCCGGCAGGCCGCCGCCUCCCUCUCUCUCUUCUACAAUAACGGUGCUCGGCCCUGUGGCUGCCACGAGGUGGGUGCCACGGGCCCCACUUGUGAGCCCUUUGGGGGCCAGUGUCCCUGCCGGGCCCACGUCAUCGGCCGUGACUGCUCUCGCUGUGCUACAGGCUACUGGGGCUUCCCCAACUGCAGGCCCUGUGACUGUGGGGCCCGCCUGUGCGACGAGCUCACGGGCCGAUGCAUCUGCCCGCCGCGCACCGUGCCCCCCGACUGCCUGGUCUGCCAGCCCCAGACCUUCGGCUGCCACCCCCUGGUUGGCUGUGAGGAGUGCAACUGCUCCGGGCCUGGCGUGCAGGAGCUGACUGACCCGACCUGUGACACGGACAGCGGCCAGUGCAAGUGCCGGCCCAACGUGUCCGGGCGCCGCUGUGACAGCUGCGCGCCGGGCUUCUACGGGUACCCCAGCUGCCGGCCCUGUGACUGCCACGGGGCGGGCACGGCGCCCAGCGUGUGUGACGCCCUCACAGGCCAGUGCCACUGCAAGGAGAACGUGCAGGGCCCGAGGUGUGACCAGUGUCGAGUGGGGGCCUUCUCCCUCGAUGCCUCCAACCCCAAGGGCUGCACCCGCUGCUUCUGCUUUGGGGCCACCGAGCACUGCCGGAGCUCCGCCCACGCCCGCCGCGAGUUCACGGACAUGGAGGGCUGGACGCUGCUGAGCAGUGACCGGCAGGUGGUCCCCCAUGAGCGUCGGGAAGGGACGUGGCUCUACGCAGACCUGCGGCAUGUGGUCGACAGCAGCCCGGAGCUGUACUGGCAGGCGCCCCCUUCCUACCUUGGAGAUCGGGUGUCGUCCUACGGAGGGACUCUCCGCUACGAGCUGCACUCAGAGACCCAGCGGGGAGAUGUCUUCUUCCCGACUGAGAGCAGGCCGGGUGUGGUACUGCAGGGCAACCAGAUGAGCAUCACAUACCUAGAGCCGUCCUACCCCGCGCCUGGCCAUGUUCAUCAUGGGCAGCUGCAGCUGGUGGAGGGGAACUUCCGGCACAUGGAGACCCACAACGCUGUGUCCCGGGAGGAACUCAUGAUGGUCCUGGCCAGCCUGGAGCAGCUGCAGAUCCGGGCCCUCUUGGCCAACUCGGUCUCCCUGCGUAGGGUGGUACUGGAGGUAGCUGGUGAGAUGGGCAUGGGGCCUCCAGCCAGCAACGUGGAGGUGUGCAUGUGUCCUGCCAACUACCGCGGCGACUCGUGCCAGGAAUGCGCCCCUGGCUACUUCCGUGACACCAAAGGACCCUUCCUGGGCCGCUGUGUCCCUUGUCAGUGCCACGGCCACUCAGACCGCUGCCUCCCCGGCUCUGGCAUCUGUGUGGGCUGCCAGCACAACACCGAGGGCGACCACUGCGAGCGCUGCCGGGCCGGCUUUGUGAGCGGUGGGGCCGGGGACCCCACGGCCCCCUGUGCCAGCUGUCCCUGCCCGCUCGCAGUGCCUUCCAACAACUUCGCGGAGGCCUGUGUGCUGCGAGGAGGGCAUGCCCAGUGCCUGUGCAAGCCUGGCUACGCCGGGGCCUCCUGCGAGCGCUGCGCACCUGGCUUCUUCGGGAACCCUCUGGUGCUGGGCAGCUCCUGCCAGCCCUGCGACUGCAGCGGCAACGGGGACCCCAACCUGCUCUUCAGUGACUGCGACCCCCUGACCGGCGCCUGCCGCAGCUGCCUACGCCAUACCACCGGGCCCCGCUGUGAGGCGUGCGCCCCCGGCUUCUACGGGAACGCCCUGCUCCCCGGCAACUGCACGCGGUGCGACUGCUCCCUGUGCGGGACGGAGGCCUGCGACCCCCAGACCGGGCGCUGCGUGUGCAAGGCGGGUGUGGCCGGGACACGCUGCGACCGCUGUCAGGAAGGACACUUUGGCUUCGAGCUCUGUCAGGGCUGCCGCCCCUGUGCCUGUGGACCGGCCGCUGAAGGCCCGCAGUGCCACCCCCAGAGCGGGCAGUGCCGAUGCCGACCUGGGACCAUGGGACCCCAGUGCCGCGAGUGUGCCCCUGGCCACUGGGGGCUCCCGGAGCACGGCUGCAGGCGCUGCCAGUGCCCGGGAGGCCAUUGUGACCCGCGCACCGGCCGCUGCACGUGCCCCCCGGGGCUGGGAGGGGACCGCUGCGAUGUGUGUAGCCAACAGCACCAGGUGCCCGUGCCAGGCGGGCCUGGAGGCCACGGCAUCCACUGCGAAGUGUGUGACCACUGUGUGGUCCUGCUUCUGGACGACCUGGAGCGGGCUGGCGCCAUCCUCCCCGCCAUUCGAGAGCAGCUCCGCAGCCUCAACACCAGCUCGGCGGCCUGGGCGCGGCUGCACAGGCUGAACGACUCCAUCACCGACCUGAAGACCCAGCUCCGGGGUCCACCAGAUCCCCGUCACGAGGCGGUGCAGCGGCUGCAGACUCUGGAGCGACAGAGCACAAGCCUUGUGCAGGACGCACAGCAGCUGGACAGCCAGGCCGCUGGAGCCCGAGACCAGGCAGGUCGACUGCUGGACAGCACCGAGGUCACACGGGGUCGGGCCCAGACGCUGCUGGAGACGAUCCGGGCUGUGGACCGUGCCCUGAGCGAGCUCGCAGCCCAGAUGGGCCAUCUGACGCCAGCUAACGCCUCGGCCCCCUCGGGAGAGACGCUGAGCUGGACGCUGGCGCAAGUGGAGCGUCUGCUCCAGGAGAUGCGGGCGCGGAGCCUGGGGGGCCCCCGGGCAGUGGCCGAGGCCGAGCUGGCCGAGGCCCAGACACUGCUAAUGCACGUGCAGGAGCACCUGGCUGGCCGCUGGGGGGAAAACCAGGAACUGUCCACGGAAAUCCAUGACCAGCUGGCCCAGUAUGAGGCUGACCUUAUGGACCUUCGCGAGGCCCUGAACCGGGCGGUGGACACCACGCGGGAGGCCGAGGAGCUCAACAGCCGCAACCAGGAGCAGCUGGAGGAAGCCCUGCAACGGAAGCAGGAGCUGUCACGGGACAACGCAACGGUGAUGGCUGCCCUGCAGGCCGCCCAGCAGACCCUGAACCAUGUUGUGGAGCUUCUGCAUGGCGUGGAUAUAGCCAAGGAGGAGUUGGAGCGCCUGGCGGCCAGCCUCGACGGCGCACGCGCACCCCUGCUGCAGAAGAUGCAGCUCUUCUCCCCAGCCGGCAGCAAGCUAGGUCUGGUGGAGGCCGCUGAGGCCCACGCCCGGCAGCUGGACCAGCUGGCACUCAACUUGUCUAGCAUCAUCCGGGGCAUCAACCAGGACCGCUUCAUCCAGAGGGCUGUGGAGGCCUCCAACGCCUAUAGCAGCAUCCUGCAGGCUGUGCAGGCUGCGGAGCGCGCAGCCGGCCAGGCCCAGCGGCAGGCGGCUCACACAUGGGAGCUGGUGGUCCGGAAGGGCCUGGCAGACCGAGCCCAGCGACUGCUGGCCAACAGCAGUGCGCUGGAGGUGGCCAUCCGGGGGCAACGGCGGCGGUUAGACCUCGCGCGGGUCGCCCUGCAGGGUGCUGGCACCCAGAUCCGGGACAUGCGUGCACAGAAGGACGAGCUGGCAGCUCGGGUCCGGGAGGCCCAGGCCAUGCUGGCCAUGGACACAGACGAGACAAGCGAGAAGAUCGCCCACGCCAAGGCAGUGGCUGCCCAGGCCCAGGACACGGCCUCCCGCGUGCAGUCCCGGCUCCAGGACAUGCAGAAGAACCUAGAGGACUGGCAAGGCCGGUUUGGGGGGCUGCGCGGCCGGGACCUGGGCCAGGUGGUACUUGACGCGGGCCGCUCAGCGUCCACCCUGGAGAAGACCCUGCCACAGCUGCUGGCCAAGCUGAGUCUCCUGGAGAACCGCGGGGUGCACAACACCAGCCUGGCCCUGUCCGCCAGCAUCGGCCGCGUGCGGGCGCUCAUUGCUCAGGCCCGGGGUGCUGCCAGCAAGGUCAAGGUAUCCAUGAAGUUCAAUGGGCGCUCAGGGGUGCAGCUACGCACCCCACGGGACCUCUCUGACCUGGCUGCCUACACCGCCCUCAAGUUCUACCUGCAGAGCCCCACACCUGCACCCGCGCCUGGAGAGAACACUGGAGACCACUUCGUGCUCUACAUGGGCAGCCGCGAGGCCAAUGGGGAUUACCUGGGCGUGUCUCUGCGCAACCAGAAGGUGCACUGGGUGUUCCGGCUGGGGGAGGCCGGGCCCGCCACCCUCAGCAUCGAUCAAGACAUUGGGGAGCAGUUUGCAGCCAUCAGCAUGGACAGGACCCUCCAGUUUGGCCACAUGUCCAUCACAGUGGAGAAUCAGGUGAUCCAGGAGAUCAAGGGAGACACUGUGGCCCCCGGCAUAGAGGGCUUACUCAACCUGCGGCCCGACGACUUCGUGUUCUACGUGGGAGGUUAUCCCGACAACUUCACGCCACCCCCACCACUCCGUUUCCCCGGCUACCGCGGCUGCAUUGAGAUGGAGUCGCUGAACCAGGAGGUGCUGAGCCUCUACAACUUCCAGAGGACCUUCAGACUCAACACGGCCGUGGACAAGCCCUGUGCUCGCUACAAGUCCACCGGGGACCCCUGGCUCACCGAUGGCUCCUACUUUGAUGGCACUGGCUUCGCCCGCAUCACCUUCGAGAAACAGUUCAGCAACACAAAGCGCUUCGAGCAGGAGCUGCGGCUCGUGUCCGUCGACGGGAUCAUCUUCUUCCUGAGGCACCAGAGCCAGUUCCUAUGCCUGGCCGUGCAGCAAGGCAGCCUGGUGCUCUUCUAUGACUUCGGCACAGGCCUGAAUGAAGCAACUCCGCUGCACCCCGGGCCGCCCAUGACCGCGGCCAGCAAGGCGAUCCAGGUGUUCCUUCUGGCCACCAAUCGCAAGCGUGUGCUGGUACGCGUGGAGCGGCUCACAGUGUUCAGUGUGGAGCUGGACAACAAGCUGGAGCUGGCCGACACCUACUUCCUGGGUGGCGUGCCCCCCGAGCAGCUGCCCCUGAGCCUGCAGCCGCUCUUCCCCUCUGGGGGCUCCAUCCGAGGCUGUAUGAAGGGGAUCAAAGCGCUGGGCAAGUAUGUGGACCUCAAGAGGCUCAACACCACCGGCAUCAGCUUCGGCUGCACCGCCGACCUGCUGGUGGAGCGCAUCAUGACUUUCCACGGCCACGGCUUCCUGACCCUGGGCCUCCCCAGUGUGGCGCCCCUCACCAGCCCUGUCUACUCUGGCUUUGGCUUCCGCAGCACCCAGGAAAAUGGUCUGCUGUACCACCGCGCAUCCCCGGAUGGGCUAUGCCAGGUGUCCUUGAAGCAGGGCCAGGUGACACUCCUGCUUAUGAAGACAGAGGUGAAAACCCGACGGGUCUUUGCAGAUGGGGUCCCACACUACGUGGCCUUCUACAGCAAUGCGACCGGGGUCUGGCUCUACGUAGAUGACCAGCUGCAGCAAAUGAAGCCUCACCGGGUGCCUCCUGCUGGGCUGCCGCCCGACCCACAGGGAGCCCGCCUGCUGCUGGGAGGCCUGGAUGAGCCCGGCCCCUCGCACAGAUUCAGCGGCUGCAUCAGCAAUGUCUUUGUACAGCGACUCCAGGGCCCACAGCGCGUGUUCAACCUGCAGCAGAAUCUGGGCAGUGCCAACGUGAGCACAGGCUGCACCCCAGCGCCAGAGACACAGGCUGCGGGCCACCGCCGACCCCAGGGGCUGCGGGUCUCUGCUCGGAAGACCUCACGACGCAGACGCCAGCCCCGGCAGGACUCUGCCUGCCCCGCAUUCCACCCCAGCACCACCCCAGACGCCUACCAGUUUGGAGGGUCCCUGCUCAAUCACCUGGAGUUUUCAGGCAUUUCGAGCUCCCAUGGGAACGGGUCCCACUUCUCCAUGCUCGUCUACCCCCGUGCCUCCUACGGCCUCCUCCUCUACGCCGCCCCCCAGACCCACAGCCCCGCCCUGGUGCUUUACUUGAAUCGUGGUCACUUCACUGUGCAGACCGAAGGCCCUGGGCCUGGGCUCCACGCCAGGAGCCAGCAGCGUUCCCGGUCCGGCCAGUGGCACAUGGUGUCCGUGCACUGGGAGCAGAAUAAAAUCCAGCUGCUGACCUACGGGGUCCCGGCGGUGAGCCAGGGGCCCUCGCACAGCGGGAUGCAGCGGGCAGACGGCCUGCAGCCUCUCACCCUCUUUGUGGGCGGCCUCCCCCCCAGCCGCCGUGCUGUCAAGCUCCCGGUGUCCGUGGGGUUUAGUGGCUGUGUGAAAAGACUGCAGCUGGACAAGCAGCCCCUGGGGCCCCCCACACGAUCGGUGGGGGUCACACCCUGCACCCCAGGACCGCUGGAGCCAGCCCUCGUCUUCUCAGGCAGAGGGGGAGUCAUCACUCUAGAGCCUCCCAAGGCCACGCUGACUCAGGUGGAGCUGGAGCUGGAGGUGCGGCCCCUGCUGGCCUCGGGCCUGGUCUUCCACCUGGGCCGGGGCCAGGCGCCCCCCUACCUGCAGCUGCAGGUGUCUAAGGAACAGGUCCUGCUGCGGGCAGACGACGGGGCAGGCGAGUUCUCCACGUGGGUGAAGCACCCCGAGGCCCUGUGUGAUGGGCGGUGGCACAGGCUGGCAGCCAUCAAGAGCCAGAAUGCGCUGUGUCUGGAGGUGGACAGAGCGAGCAACCACACCGUGGGCCCCUCACCAGCGGCCUUGGCUGGGGCCCCUGCACCUCUGCACCUUGGGGGCCUGCCCGAGUCCACAGCCGCAGAGGGGACUCCCCGGGCCUACCAAGGCUGCAUAAGGAAGCUGGUGGUGAACCACUCUCCCAUCGCCUGGACCACGGUCACGGAGCUGCAGGGGGAAGCAGGGGUCAGCGGCUGCCCAGUCACAUAGUGCAGCUGCCCCUGUGGAGCCCUGGCUCUGGGCUGGCUUCCCCUGGGCGGCCAGGCCCCCGCGGGCUGGGUGUCACCGAGGUUUGUGGGUAUUUAUGUAGACUAGUUCCAAGGGUGACCGCUCUCAUUUCUGGAGUUUUACCUUUUCCAAUCUAAAGGCAAGACACUAAAAGGGGUUUAUACUUUGUACCUUCUCUGAGAUCUGAAAGUUCACUGGUUUCUUCUCAAAACAAAAAUUAAAAGUAAUUUGCUUAA